Messenger RNA from Carcharodon carcharias (great white shark), 2081 nucleotides. RefSeq lists its product as uncharacterized. The transcript is spliced from 2 exons. Gene Ontology annotation, molecular function: metal ion binding. NCBI's taxonomy places the organism in Eukaryota, Metazoa, Chordata, Chondrichthyes, Lamniformes, Lamnidae. The coding region runs from base 24 to 668 and encodes 214 amino acids. The record is from RefSeq and is a predicted model, not a curated record.
GAAGCACAGGCUCCGGAGGAAACAUGGCUGCCCUCGUAGCUGAUUAUGGUUCGUCGGAGAGUGAAGGCGAGGCGGAGAGGCAGAGCGGGACAGAGCCCGGCAGCAGCAAGCCCAGGUCCCCAGGGAGCGCAGCAUCCAGGCUGAAGGAGCUGCCGGCCGGGGAGUCCGGGAGCAAGGAGGAGCGCGGCGAGGGCAGCGUCCAGGGGAAACCGACGUGGGAGCCCCAGGAGGCCUCGGCCCUCAAGCUCCCGCCGCCGGAGCUGGAGGCAGGCCGGGGCCACGUGGGGGUCUUCGCCAACCCCUUUGCCCGGGAGCGCCACGAGCGCCUGAGCCUGCUGGAGAAGCACGUGAGGCUGACGGCCCCCGUCAGGACCGAGGAGGACGGGGGCCGGAAGAUCUGCCUGGCCUACCGCAAGGAUGGCCGCUGUCGCUACGGCAGCAACUGCAAGUUCGCCCACGACAGCGACCUGCCGACCUACAACCCCGAGUCGGGCGCCCCCAGGCCGCUGGCGGGGUCGCGGCCCCAGGAGAAUGGCGGCGGCGGCGAGGAACCCAAGCCCAGGAGCGGCAAGAAGAGGCCAGGGCUGGGCCCCACCCUCAACCCCCCCAAGCGGAGCUUGAAGAACUACCAGGCCCAGCGAGCCAAGGAGGGGCCCGGCCUACUGUAGCAGGCUCAGCGACCAAGGGUUCCAGCCUUCCGUAACAUGUCCAGCGUUAAGAGGGACCCGGCCUACUGUAGCAGGCUCAGCACCAUAAGGGAUCCAGCCGACCUAUUUUAACAGACCCAGUGCCAGGAGGGCCCCAGCCUACUGGAACAGGCCCAGUGCCAGGAGGGCUUCGGCCCACUGGAACAGUCCCAGUUCCAGGAGGGUCCAGGCCAACUGGGACAGGCCCAGAAUUAGGAGGGCCCCACCUUCUGUAACAAGCCUAGUUAGGAGGGCCCUGGCCUCCUGGAACAGGCCCAGAGAUAGGAGGGGUCCCACGUGCUAUAACAGGCCCAGUGCCAGGCGGGCCCCAGCCUAUGAAACAGGCUCAGAAUUAGGAGGGCCCCAGCCUGCUGGAACAGGCCCAUUGCCAGGAGGGCCCUGGCCUACUGAAACAGGCCCAGAGUUAGGAGGGCCCUGGCCUACUCUAACAGACACCAAUGCCAGAAGGACCCCAGCCUACUUCAGCAGGCCCAAUGUCAGGAGAGGCCCGGCCUACUGCAACAGACCGAGUGGCAGGAGGCGCCCUUCCUCCUGGAACAGGCCCAGUACCAGGAGGAUCUGGUUCCUGGAUCAAACCAGUGCCAGCGGGGGCCUAGUGUAGUUUAACAAGCCCAGAGUUAGUGGACUUGCCCUUCUGGAACAGCCCGGUGCCAAGAGGGUCCCGCACUACUGGAACAGGCCCAGUGUUAGGAAUGUUGGCCCAGCAGAAGAGGCCCAAGGAGAGACGUGGCCAAUUCUACAGGCCUGGUGGCAGGAGGGCCCUGCGUUACUGAAACUGGCCCACCUGGCACCUGGUUGUGCCCAACCUAAUGUAACAGGAGCCUGCCUGGGAGGACUAUGAUCACCACAGACAGCAGGAGGCAAAUUUGACCCGACCUCCCAUCUCCCUGACGACCUGGAUUUGGCCGGUCAUAUUGCUCUCAAAGCUUGACCGCCUCCUCCCUUGAGUUUUGAGGGGCUUGGGCCUUGAGGUCCGUUUCAUGCAAAACUAUAAUACGCUAGGACGGUUGGGACUCCCAUUAAGCUCAGGUUCCCGUCCACCCACCCCUGCAGAUAGAGGAGCAAAGGGGGUCAGGGUACAGAGGGAUUAACUCCCCCCGGCCCUCGGGGAAUCUUGGCAUUGGCCAAAUUCUCCUUGUUGGCCGCGGGUGUGAGGCUCUUUGUGGCGGAAUAGCCUGCUGUUGCUUCACAUCGACUGAUGUGUGCAGGGUGGCUAUGGAGGUGCAAUGUUUCCGUGGCUGAUCCCAGUCCACGGGAGAGAGCUGAGGCUGUUCCAUUCCUGACUGUUCACCUCAUUGCCCCUUCUGCUGUUAAAGGCCUGUGCCUCUGUAUAAUUUACUUAUCUCUCAUGUUGUGACUGAAUAAACUGGUUAA